AAAGCAGUUGUAAGACAGGUGCCCUCGGUUCAUUGUCAGUGAGGGGCGCGAGGGAACGAGUGGAUUUUCUCUUUUGCCCGUGAUUUCUUUUUUAUUUUUCCGUGCCGUCAUUCAGGGGCUGGAUGGCGUGGGACAGGUGUAAUCAGGAUUCGGUGUGGAGAGAACUAGAGUGCGCUGCCUUGGUUGGUGAAGACCAGCCCCUUUGCCCUGACCUGCCUGAGCUUGACCUUUCUGAGCUGGAUGUCAGCGACCUCGACGCAGAUAGCUUUCUGGGAGGACUCAAGUGGUACAGCGACCAAUCAGAAAUCAUUUCCAGUCAGUAUGGCAAUGAAGCAUCCAACCUGUUUGAGAAGAUAGAUGAGGAAAAUGAGGCCAACUUGCUGGCAGUGCUCACAGAAACCCUGGACAGUAUCCCAGUGGAUGAAGACGGGUUGCCUUCGUUCGAAGCCCUGGCAGAUGGGGACGUGACCAAUGCCAGUGAUCAGAGCUGUCCUUCUACCCCUGACGGCUCGCCACGCACCCCAGAGCCAGAGGAGCCUUCCCUGCUGAAGAAGCUCCUCCUGGCCCCUGCUAACUCCCAGCUCAGCUAUAAUCAAUACCCAGGUGGCAAGGCACAGAACCAUGCAGCCAGCAACCAACGGAUCAGACCAGCACCUGCUGUUGCCAAGACAGAAAACCCCUGGAACAGCAAACCACGAGGGGCCUGUCCCAACCGGUCCAUGAGACGUCCUUGCACUGAGCUGCUCAAGUACCUCACCUCUAGCGACGAGGCCUUCCAGACCAAAGCCGGUGAAGCCAAGAGCACCUGGACAGGUUGCGGCAAGGACAGGGGAGGUGCUUGCAUCUCCUCCUGCUCAUCUUCUUCCUCUCCAUCGUCCUCGUCCACCUCCUCUUUCUCCUCCCUGUCGUCCUGCUCGUCUUCCACCGCCUCCAAAAAGAAGACAUCCUCUGCCUCCCCAUCAUCACAGCAACAGCAGCAGCUGGCAGUGCAGGCCCAGCGAGGUGAGAGCCAGGCAGCCAGCACGUGUAGUGUGGCUGGUGAGGGGGCGGGGAAGUGGCGGCGGUGUACACAAGGGGAGCAGUCCGCCCCCAUUGCACUGUCCCACGGAGGCGGCUGUGGCCAUGCUUGCUCCGGCGAAGAGAGGAGGCCACCAGGCCUUCACCCAGGUGCUGACCCAAGCAGCUUGGCCGCUGCCCGCUUUAUUAGGUACAUGCACUCUUACUCUCUCCCGCCUAGAGAGACGGGUCAUGCAGGCAGCUGUGGUCAUUGCCUUGAGGCGGGCGGCGUAGCUGAGGCUGGCCAUGCUAAUAGGCACAUCACGGUGACCAUUAGGAAAAGGAGGCAAGAGCUAGAGCACCCCAUGCUCAGUCAGCUGCUCACCUCCAGGCCGAGGCCGGCCCGUUACCGGGCUCACCUGCACUUGCCCAGUGUCCCCCAGAAUAAAAGGCGAGAUCCUCUUGACAUGGCUCCUAGAGUCCAAAAGAGUCAUGGACACUUAAAGCAAACUAGUUUUGAGCAACCUAGAAUAACACCAAGCUUAAAUGAGCAAACAUUUAGUAUGGGCGACCAUAGUAAUCUUGAGUGUUCAUCAGAGCUUAAAUUAGAUCUAGAGAGCUGGUUGAGCAUGCCAGAACAGGUGUCAGAAAACAGCUUGCAUUAUCUGGUGAGCCAAGCUGGGGAGGAUGUUUUUGAUGAUGUCAUAGGCAGCCCCAUGUCGUUCUCACAGGGCCUGCUAAGCCCAUUGUUCCCAGACUCUUUAGUUCCAGAGCGCACGCCCUCCGACUCACAAAAACAGGCACUCUGCAAGCACCUUGAUGACCAAGUCCCACCAAUGUUAGCCAAACCAACCAUCUUGCCACUUCCUUUGACCCCAGAGUCUCCAAAUGACCACAAGGGAUCUCCGUUUGAGAACAAAACCAUUGAACACACACUGAGUGUGGAGAUCUGUGGAACCCCAGGUCUGACACCACCUACCACGCCUCCUCACAAAGCCAGUCAAGAGAACCCUUUCAAAGUAUCACUCAAAAACAAGCUGUCUUCAUGCUCUCCCUCGGCCCUGACAAGCAAAAGGCCCAGGCUGAGUAAUGGGGGCUCUUGCCCUCAGCCAACCAGCGGCUCUAUUCGGAAGGGCCCAGAGCAGACUGAGCUCUAUGCCCAGCUGAGCAAGGCGUCCUCCACUAUGCCCCAAGGGGGCCUGGAGGAUCGUCGGGGCAAGCGGCCCAUUCCCCGUGUCUUUGGUGAUCACGACUAUUGCCAGUCUACAAGCACAAAACGAGACAGCACCACCCCAGCUGCUGUGGUACCUGGGCCAACAGAGGGCGAGGGCCGGCAUGUGGAAUGUAAAGACUUGAACAUGCCAACCUCCUCUACUACUACAUCAUCGUUGUCUUCCACCCCCCCUUUGUCUUCCUCACUGGCCAGGCAGCUUCAAGGCCUUUCCCCAACACCUCAGGAGGCUUGUCCGGACACAUAUGCUCAUGGGCAGCAGCACCACGACUCAAGCUCUAAAAUGACAAUGGACUGCAGUUCUGGUGGCAGGAAACUUCUUAGGGACCAGGAGAUCCGGGAUGAGCUCAAUAAGCACUUUGGAAAGCCUCAGCAAGCCUUCUUUAGCGGGGUAGUGGGAGAGCCGAGGGUCAAACAGCCAAUUGAGGACAGUGACUCUGGGGAUGAGUACCCGGGUCUACUCGGUGACUACAUACACCCAGGUCUGCCUGAUUUCGAGGACCUGGAGGUAGGCCGGGAGCGCCUGUUCUACUUGGGGGAAGGUUCUCCACUUGAGCUGCUCCUCGAAGGGUCACCCUCCAGCUCCCCUUCCAGCAGUUCAUUUUCAUGGUGCUCUGUCUCGCCUCCUUCCUCUCAGCUCUCCCCACAGCACCUCCGCUGGCCACGCUCCAUCUCCCGCUCCCGUUCCCGUUCUUCAUCUCACCACAGACGCAGAUCCCUCUCCACGUCUCCGUACUCCCGCUCCGAGUCUCCCAGCAGCCGUUCUCCCUCUUGGUCUCCUCGCAACAUGGACAAAAGCACUUUCACUCCCAGGAUUCAUGGAAACCCUCAGUCCCAGUCUCAUUCUCUUUUUGGUCGGAGACCCAGGUAUGACAGCUAUGAGGAAUACCAGCACGAGCGUCUGAAGCGAGAGGAGUAUCGACGUGACUAUGAGAAACGGGAAUGUGAGAGGGCCGAGCAGAGGGAGAGACAACGGCAAAAAGCAAUAGAGGAGAGGCGAGUGGUGUAUGUGGGACGUCUUCGCGCCGACAGCACACGCACCGAGCUCAAACGCCGCUUUGAAGUCUUCGGCGAGAUUGAGGAGAGCACAGUCAACCUGAGACAUGACGGGGAUAACUUUGGCUUCAUCACCUACCGCUACACUUGUGAUGCUCUCGCUGCCCUUGAGAAUGGGCACACUUUGCGCAGGUCGAACGAACCUCACUUUGAGCUCUGCCUUGGUGGACAAAAGCAGUACAGCAAAUCCAAUUACACAGACUUGGAUUCCCAUUCUGACGACUUUGAUCCAGCCUCCACUAAAAGCAAGUACGACUCCAUGGAUUUCGACAGCUUGUUGCGAGAAGCCCAGUACAGCCUGAGAAGGUAAUGAACACCACUGUACCGGCUGGAUGCAGACAGAGGGAUCUGCAAUACCUCACUGUUCUUUCAGUUCUUUCAAUACAAGACUGCAGACGCUUUACUCUUGACACACAGAGAGAAAGAGAGAGUAUAUGUGGACAGAAAAGCUCUACGCAUAAGGGAUAUAUAUAUAUAUAUAUAUAUAUAUGUAUAUCUGCAAGCAAAGUUUACAUGAACAUAAGCUGCUGAACUGGAGGAGAGACUCAACCUUAAAGUAGCCGACUCUACUUUUUAGUGGACUACACAGAUAGCGUGGCUCCGAAAGAGAUCUUCAUCCACACACCGCGAACAAACAAAAAACAAACAAAAAAAAAAGUGCAGCUCGUUCAGUCUGUUUUGAUCAUUUGGAGUUUAUUUUUGUGGGCUUUUUCUGUUCCUCUUUUUUUUAAUAUCUGGUGUUUGGAUGUGGUGUUACAUUUAUUGGCGGAGGGGUUUGGGGGAAAUCACUUUGGAUGUUCAAGGUAACGUCUACAUUUUUGCUAAAGUGGAGAUGUAGUCGGCUAUUUACAAAAAAAAAGGAAUAUUUUUUAUUUUGAUGUGCAUAUCAGAGUUCUUCGUUUGUUACAGCUAUGCACUGUAAAACGCAGCCUUUUUAUGAGGGAGAUUUUCUUAAUCCAGAAUGUCGAUCUGUAGUCAUUACGCAACAUAGGCUCGUUCUGAAAACGUAGCCCUAUAUAUGUUUCUGGAGAUCGUGAAUCAUGUAGCCAGAAGUAAGCAUGGCUGCAUUUCAUCUUUAAAGCGAAUGCUACAGAGUGGUAUGACGUCGUUACUUUUCAGUUACCAGCUGACCGCUUACCUCCAUACACUCUCAGAAAUCAAGGUACGCGAGCUGUCGCUGGGGUGGUACCUUUUCAAAAGGUACACAUUUGUAUCUGAAGGGUCCAUAUUGGUACCUCAAAAGUACAUAUUAGUACCUAAAAAUUUUAAGAGGAACACUUUUGUACUUUUUAGGUACUUAAAUGUAUCCUUGAGGUAUUAAUAUGGAUCUUUUAGGUACAAAAUUGUACCUUUCGAAAAGGUACCACCCCAGUGACAGAUUGCGUACCUUUAUUUCUGAGAGUGUAUGGACAGCUGUUACCAGUUUGUCCAGUGGCUCGCCACAUAUGUCGGCAGACUUAAGACGCAGAGAGGAGUUGACCAUGGGUCCAGCGAAGAACGGUUCCAAAAAGCGGGUAAAACAAAAGCAGAAGCCAAAUAAUUAAAUAAACAAGUGAAUAACAGGGUGAGAAUGUGGUAAAAUCUGAAAACGUGGUUAAAAUCAGGCCAGGGCUUUUCUUUUUCUGGAUUGCUUUUUAAAACUGUCGGUUGGGUUUA
Molecule: messenger RNA, 4939 nt
Organism: Danio aesculapii
Lineage: Eukaryota; Metazoa; Chordata; Actinopteri; Cypriniformes; Danionidae
Product: peroxisome proliferator-activated receptor gamma coactivator 1-alpha-like
Exons: 13
Coding region: 123-3593 (1156 amino acids)
Biological process (GO): positive regulation of transcription by RNA polymerase II
Cellular component (GO): nucleus
Molecular function (GO): RNA binding; transcription factor binding
Source: RefSeq, a predicted model, not a curated record